Messenger RNA from Helianthus annuus (common sunflower), 2037 nucleotides. Its product is annotated as heat shock cognate 70 kDa protein. Gene Ontology annotation, molecular function: misfolded protein binding; ATP-dependent protein folding chaperone; ATP hydrolysis activity. Gene Ontology annotation, cellular component: cytoplasm. Gene Ontology annotation, biological process: protein refolding; cellular response to unfolded protein. Lineage: Eukaryota; Viridiplantae; Streptophyta; Magnoliopsida; Asterales; Asteraceae. The record is from RefSeq and is a predicted model, not a curated record. The coding region runs from base 1 to 1854 and encodes 617 amino acids. The transcript has 4 exons.
AUGGCUGGAAAAGGAAGCGACUCGCCUGCGAUCGGAAUUGAUCUGGGAACAACGUACUCGUGUGUAGCCGUUUGGAAGAAUAAGCGGAUCGAGAUCAUUCCUAACGAUCAAGGCAACCGAACCACACCUUCUGCCGUUGCUUUCGUUGAUGCAGAGCUUCUGAUCGGUGAUGGCGCCAAGAAUCAAGCACCUAUGAACUCUGCUAACACCAUAUUUGAUGCUAAGAGGCUGAUUGGAAGGAGAUUUAGUGAUUCCAAAGUGCAGGAAGACAUGAAGUUGUGGCCUUUUAAGGUCAUAAAAGGGCUUGCUGACACACCAAAGAUUGUGGUCACUUACAAAGGUCAAAAGAAGGAGUUUUUGGCCGAAGAAAUUUCUUCAAUGAUUCUUGCCAAGAUGAAGGAAAGCGCUGAGGUGUAUCUUGGAAAAGUUGUGAAGAAUGCUGUGAUAACCGUCCCUGCUUAUUUCAACGAUUCACAGCGUCAAGCUACCAAGGAUGCUGGUACUAUUGCUGGAUUAAAUGUCAUUCGUAUGAUCAAUGAGCCUACAGCUGCUGCGAUUGCGUAUGGACUAGACAAUACGUCUGAUAUUGUUGGCAAGAUAAACGUGCUUGUCUUUGAUCUGGGGGGUGGCACUUUUGAUGUUUCUAUAAUGACAAUUGAGGAAGGGGGUAUUUUUGAGGUGAAAGCUGUUGCAGGUGACACUCAUUUGGGAGGUGAGGAUUUUGAUAACCGAAUGGUGGAUCAUUGUGUUGAGGAAUUUAAGAGGAGAUGGAACAAGGACUUGACCGGGAACCAAAGAGCAUUGGGGAGGUUGAGAUUUGCUUGCGAGAAAGCAAAACGGAUGCUCUCAUGUACAACUCAGACAUCAAUUGAUUUGGAUAGCUUGCAUGAGGGAAUUGAUUUUUCUAUGAAAUUUAAUCGUGCUAAGUUUGAGGAGCUGAACAUGGGUUCGUUUAAUAAGUGCAUUGAGACUUUGGAGACAUGUUUAACUGAUGCUAAGAUGAAGAAAUCAUGUGUAGAACAAGUGAUUCUUGUUGGUGGCUCAACUAGGAUUCCAAAGGUCCAGCAUAUGCUGCGGGAUUUUUUUGAUGACAAAGAGUUAUGCAAGAGCGUGAACCCUGAUGAGGCUGUUGCAUAUGGUGCAGCCGUUAUGGCUGCAAAGGUAAGUGGUAUCAGUGAUAAGAGUGUUCAUGAUGUGGCGCUACGUGAUGUCACUCCUUUAUCACUUGGUGUAGCAGUAAGAGGCAAACUAUUAAGCGUUGUGAUCCCAAGGAACACUUCAAUACCUACUAGUAAUUCCAAAUAUUACUAUACAACUCAUGAUAACCAGUCUGUCAUUCCUAUCGAGGUGUAUCAAGGUGAAAGAUCCAGAUGUACAGAUAAUCAUUUGUUGGGCGAAUUCAGCAUUUCUGGAGUACCACCUGCUCCCAAAGGAGCCACUAAAGUUAUGGUUUGCUUUGAAAUAGACAUCAAUGGUAUCCUCACAGUCACCGCCUCGAUAAUAUCCACCGGUAAGAUGAAGAAACUUGUAAUUUCCAAUGAAAAUGGAAGACUCUCCAAAAAAGAGAUUGAGAAGAUGAUAAGUGAUGCGGAGAAGUACAAAUUUGAGGACCAAGAGUUCAAGAAAAAAGCGAAAGCGUACAAUGCAUUAGAGGAUUGUAUUUACACCAUGAAGAAUACGAUCAAAGAGCACAAGAUUGAGAAGACGAUAAGUGAUGCGGAGAAGUACAAAUUUGAGGACGCUUUAGAUGAAACAACCAAGUGGCUUGAGAACAACCAAGCUGCGCCUUACGCUGAGCUUCACCUUAAGAAGGUACACCUUGAAUUUGUUUGCGAGCCUUUGUUUUAUGUCUAAGAUUAUGGUUUUUGAACACUGGAAUCCCAGCUAGUAUUUAUCUUUUUGUUCCACUGAAUCUGAACACUUUAAUGUAUUUAUCUCUUUUUCCUUGUUAGGAUUUUUGGAAGUUGAUAUCGGUUCCAAUGAUUCAUUGAAACAGAAACCGAGUGGAAUGUUAUAUAUUAGGAAUAAUUAUGUUCA